Trichoderma gamsii is the source of this 3564-nucleotide messenger RNA. RefSeq lists its product as hypothetical. The transcript has 3 exons. NCBI's taxonomy places the organism in Eukaryota, Fungi, Ascomycota, Sordariomycetes, Hypocreales, Hypocreaceae. Bases 1 to 3564 code for a protein of 1187 amino acids. The record is from RefSeq and is a predicted model, not a curated record.
AUGGAACAAGUCCAUGGCGUCGACGUCAAUAAAUUCAACAAGACAGUCUUCGCGCCCGCAAAAUCCCCCGUUGCGACUGUGCAACCACGAAGCGUCCCCAGCAAUUCCCCGCCCAAGCUGAGCCCUUCCUCAACCGCAGAGAAGGCCGAGGCCAAGCCUGAGGUCAAUGGAAAGCCUGAAGCCAACGGGAAACCCGCCGGCCAAACACAGCCAAUUCCCGUCAAUGGCUCAAGCAACGCCCGGCGUCUCUCGCGAUCGGGCUCAAUUGAAAAGAACAGUUCCAGCGCGACACCGCCUCACCGACGUAACUCAUGGUUCUCCAACAUCUCGGCCAAAUUUUCAAGCUCAGCAGCUCCCCAAGCAAAUGGAAAUGGGAAUGUACUAGGCCAUACUCAACAUCAACAGUCCCAGCAGCCGCCGCCUCCGCAACAACAACAGCAACAACAACCGGCGCCUUCAACAAGCCCGGAUCCUCCCGUGCCCAAGAUUACGCCAACCAAGAACGCUGUUCUCCAGCAUGGACUCAAGCCGGAAGGAGAUGAACCGUACACGCCCGCCCCACCGAAAUCCGGUCAGGCUGGAUUACUCGGCGUAUUUCGCCGCCUGUCUUCUUCAUCAGGAGGCGGUCCCCUUGGCCCCACCGGCAAGAUGAACCACGGCUUGGUGGAACGCCGCGUUUUGAAUGUGGAUCGUGGUCGAGAGAGGUGUCCUAUUUCGGAGUUGAAGGAGAACAAGCUGAGACGGGUGUCUUUCCUCGUUGAUGUCGAGGUUGCACCAAUGCCAAAGUAUGCGGAUGCCGAAGCAGAGCCUAAACUAACGGCCGACCAUGCUCAGAAGAAAAAGCUGAGCGAAAAGGGCGAAGGGGAGGCAUUGAAGCAUCCCAAAACUGCCGAGGCGCAAAAAGAAGCAUCUUCCUCCUCAACAGAGAGUGUCACAUCUGAGGCCAAAACUCGCGAAGCAGCCGAGACCAAGGAAACCAAGCCGACGACCAAUGGCGCAAAGGAGACGGACAGCCCAGACGACUCAAAUGCCCCUCCAAAGGACACAACAAGAAAGAAGGAGAAGAAGAAGCGAAGCGAAGAAGAACGCAAAGCUAGAAAAGAAAAGAGGCGGCGACUUGCCGAGGAAAACGGAAGCAUUCCCAUAGAGAUUCAUUACGACACCGCUGGCUCUUUAGAGUUGCUCAAUGGCAAGUAUUCGACGACAUGCCCGGUCAGAGUCUAUCGCAGAUGUUGUCAACUUCGCGAAACGCCCAUUCUUAAGAAAAUCACUGAGCAGUUGAGCGAUGCCAACAAUGUUACGCCCAACGGCUGUGUGAACAAGAUAGAUUUAACAGGCUACUUCAUGCAGCUGCAGGAUCUCAUUACACUGGGCGAUUAUCUUGCUGUUGUUCCUGUGAAAGAAAUUAUUCUGCAAAACAGCGGCCUUAGCGAUGAAGGCGUUCGAGUCAUCCUUGCUGGCCUCUUGGCAGCGAAAAACGCAGAACCGUCGAAGCGCAGGAAAUCGAAAUUUCUCCCUCAGGAAAUGGGUGGAGUGAUCGAGAGACUUGUCCUGAAAGAAAACAAGCUAGGCCCGGAUGGCUGGAAGCACAUUUCGCUCUUCAUCUACAAGUGCCGGUCGCUCAAGUAUCUCGAUCUCUCCUGUAACCCCUUCCCACGCCAAGCGCCCGCCAAUGCAAACGGCGCUCUUCAGAACGGCGUCCAUCUGCCUCUAACCAUAGGAGACAUCUUUUCCAAGGCCCUCGCAAAUCGCCCAACUGGAUCGACUCUCGAGAUGCUUAGUAUCGGCGAGACCGAACCCAGCAUGGAGCAACUCGGCAAAGUCAUAGACGGUGUGAUUAAGUGUGGCAUCAAGCGGCUCGGCAUGGCUCGCAACCCGCUCGACGCAGAGGGUGCCCAGCAUGUGGUAAGAUAUCUGGAGUCUGGAAAAUGCGAAGGGCUUGAUCUAGGCGGGAUCGAUCUCAAGGAACACAUGGAUGUUAUUGCCUCGUCAAUCAAGGAAACGGACCCGCUAUGGGCGUUGAGCAUGUCUGACUGCAACAUCAAUCCCUCGACUCUGUGCAAGAUCUUGCCCAUUUUGGCCAAGCUAGAGCAUCUCGUCUUCAUUGACCUUUCGCACAACCAUGAUCUGUUCCAAUCAACACCCAAUGCCGUUGGUCUACUUAGAAGAUAUCUACCCAAAAUGCAAACUCUCAAACGGCUACACCUGUCUGAUGUCGGCAUGACCUCUGAGCAGGCCAUUGCAAUCGUCGAAGUUGUGCCAGAAGCUCAACACCUCUGCCACCUCAGUCUUCUUGGAAACACCGAGAUCAUGGCUCUGGCCAACGCCAAGACGGAGGAAGCGCAAGAGGAAGCCUGCGCGCUGUAUGCAUCGCUAAUGGCUGCCGCAAGGCUGUCUAAGAGCAUGAUAUGCGUGGAUAUCGAAGUUCCUAGUGAAGACUCUGGCGAAAUUGUCAAGGCGAUGGCAAAGCAAGUUGUGGCUUACUGCUUGCAGAACAUUGAACAUCUGCAUGAUGCCGAGAUUAACAAGGCGGUGACCGCGGCGCUCGCCGAGGCAAAGGGAGAGCCUGUCGAUACCAAACUCGCCUCCUAUCCUGAUGUGCUCGCACAUAUUGUCGGCCAAGAUGUCCUCUUCCAAGAUGAUCUGGAAGACGACGGUUCAGGACCGGACGAAGACUACGUCAUCGGCGGUACAGGCGUGGUCAAAGCACUUGCUUGCUGCCUCAAGAACCGCGGCGAUGAAUCCCGCCGGGCGUCUGGUGAAUUCCUACGGGAACUCAGCUCUACGGACGAAGAACCCUUUAUUGGGCCCAAACUUAAGACUGGUGGCAAGGCCAAGGAUUUCUCGAAACACUUGCUUGCCGGCGCUCGCAAGAUCCGUCUUCGUCUCCAGCCGGCAUUGAAUAAAGCCAGAAGCAACCCGAGUGAUGAGCUGAACCUGCGGAAGCUGACGUUCCUGGACGAUACGCUGCAAGGUAUCAUCAAACGAUUUGAGGAUGAGUAUCCCGACACUCGCGAGCAUCCCGAGGACGCAGUACCCCAUGUACCGAUAGCUCAAGGGGAGAAGGAGGUAUUAUCAUCGUCGCCACCUGCUGGAGACGAUGCGGUGGCAGUUGGCUCAGACGUCGAGGAAGAGGGCGAACUUCGUGAGCCUAGACCCCUCUCGCGUAGCAACUCCAUACUGGGCAGGAAGCUGGCCGAGGAAGAAGGUCGCGUGCACCGUGUCGGUCACAGAUUCCGAUCCGGUAUUACCGACCAUGUCAACCUUCUCUCCACCCUCGACGACGUGGAAAACGAUCCCAACCACGUCCGUGUGCUGGCCGAUCUUGCAGACGAUGUUGGUGGUGAGUUCCUGGAACUAGCCAAGCAGAAGGGCGCCGUUCAGGCAUUCAAGGACCACAAGGAUAUGCUGUUUGCGGCAUUGAAGGAGAGCGACCCCGAAUACUGGGACAGAUUUGUGGAAGCGCAAGGCAAGGCUCGAGCCAACAUCAACUUGCCAGGUACCGAAAAGAAUGGAGAGAAGCCACAGCUGGCUCGAGAUAACGACAGCGCCAUUGCAGACUAA